This is a messenger RNA of Eruca vesicaria subsp. sativa (arugula), 579 nucleotides long. Lineage: Eukaryota; Viridiplantae; Streptophyta; Magnoliopsida; Brassicales; Brassicaceae. The record is from the annotation of a GenBank genome assembly.
AUGGUGAGGAAGAAGGUGCCGGAAUGGCUAAACAGCACCAUGUGGUCCACUCCACCUCCUCCGUCGUCUUCUUUCGACGACGAUUCUCUCCUCCGCCAUUCCCCUUCCACUAAAAUGUCUACAAUGAAGGAAGAGUCAGAUACGAUCUCCGUUGCUUCCUCCAGGCUCAAUUCUGCUCCUCCUCCUUCCAAUUCCGCUUCAUCUGUUCCAUCGCCGUCUCCUAGACGGAGAAACAACGGUAACAGUAUCUCUGGGGGUAGUGGAGGAUACGGAAACUCUAGUGUACCUGCUUCCUCGGCCGAGGACUUUUCCCGCCAGGCUCAUCUCUCUGCUGAGUUAUCGAAGAAGGUGAUUAAUAUGAAGGAAUUGAGGAGUCUUGCUUCACAAAGUUUGCCUGAUUCUCCUGGCAUCCGCUCUACCGUCUGGAAGCUUUUGCUUGGCUACUUGCCGCCUGAACGAUCACUCUGGUCAUCUGAAUUGAAACAAAAGAGAUCUCAAUACAAACACUAUAAGGAUGAGCUUCUUACGAGUCCUUUAGUCAGAAAUCACAUGGAGAUUGGUGAGGUCAAAGGGGUUUGA